Messenger RNA from Phlebotomus papatasi, 2285 nucleotides. Its product is annotated as putative fatty acyl-CoA reductase CG5065. Gene Ontology annotation, molecular function: alcohol-forming very long-chain fatty acyl-CoA reductase (NADP+) activity. NCBI's taxonomy places the organism in Eukaryota, Metazoa, Arthropoda, Insecta, Diptera, Psychodidae. The record is from RefSeq and is a predicted model, not a curated record. The coding region runs from base 500 to 2050 and encodes 516 amino acids. Gene Ontology annotation, cellular component: peroxisome. The transcript is spliced from 7 exons. Gene Ontology annotation, biological process: long-chain fatty-acyl-CoA metabolic process.
GCUUUUUCUCCUAAUGCCGUGGUGAGUGUCAGAAAAAAAAGAGCAAAGUGCUGAGGUUCCAUGUGCGGAAUUUCCAGUCUUUUGAGAGACCAUACGUCGAGAAUUCCCUCCACCUGAAGCCGAUUGAUGUCGUGGAGUCCGAGAAGGAAAAUUCAGUUUCAAUUUCAUUAGUAUUUAUUCGCUGGUACAUAGAGCUCCAAAGCAGUCGUCUCUGUGACUCUGAGCUCGCGUCUUUCCUCAAAAGAUUUUCUCUUGUCGGUAGAUUUUGUCCAGAAUUUCUGAGUUCAAAUAGUUAUUACAUUUUUGCAACAUCUUACAUAUCAUUUGCUCUUGAUUUCCAAUAAAGUGGUGUCAAAGUUGCUUAGAAAUUUGCCAAGAGAUUUAAGUUUGUGAUUUUUUGUGCAGAUUUACAACAAAGUUGCUGUUUUUCAAGGGGAAGCAUUCUUAAAUAGUUGGAAGAAAUCUUGAAAACGCUCCAAGGUUUUUUAUUGUAGAAUUAAUGGAUUCAGGCAAGAUGCCGGCUAAAUCCGAGAUCAGUGAGUUCUACAAGGGGCAAAGUAUCUUCAUUACGGGUGGUUCUGGAUUUAUGGGCAAGGUUCUGGUAGAAAAACUUCUGUACUCCUGUUCUGAUGUCAAGGAGAUUUUCAUCCUCAUGCGUCCAAAACGGGGACGUGUUCCAGAAUCUCGAUUGGAGGACAUGUUUAAGUUACCUAUGUUUCAGCGAAUUCGCGAAGAGAAACCAGAAGUGCUGAAGAAGCUGGUACCCGUUCAGGGUGAUGUCACAUUCGAUGGACUGGGUCUCAGUGGAGAAACCCUCGAUAGAGUCCUCAAGAGUACUUCCAUUGUUUUUCACAUGGCUGCCACUCUGCGUCUGGAGGCAAAGCUAAAAGAUGCCAUCGAUAUGAAUACCACGGGAACGAGGAGGGUUCUCGAUGUCUGUAGGAAAAUGCCCAAUCUCAAAGUACUUAUUCACCUCUCAACAGCUUUUUGCUAUUGCGAUAAGGAGGUCCUCCAUGAAAAAGUCUACGAAUGUCCUCACAAUCCGCAUGAUCUUAUAAGGUGCGCUGAAUGGAUGGACGAGAAGACAUUGGACAAUAUCACAGCUAAUCUUAUUGCACCUCAUCCCAACACUUACACCUAUUCGAAGCGCCUUGCUGAGAUCCUCGUUCGCAAUGAAUACCCAAAUUUACCCGUCGUCAUCGCCAGACCGAGUAUUGUGAUUCCAGCUAAUGAAGAACCUCUUCCGGGAUGGGUGGACAGUCUCAAUGGUCCAAUUGGGCUUAUGGUAGGAGGAGCAAAAGGAGUCAUCCGAUCUAUGUUGUGCAAUGGAGAGUAUCGGGCUGAAGUUAUUCCUGUAGAUAUUGCCAUCAAUGGCCUAAUUACAAUUGCCCACACUCAUUCAAUAAAUCCCUCCAAGAGCAAAGAUGUGCCAGUUUACAAUAUCACGUGCUCAGAAGAAAAGAAAUUGACUUGGGGAGAAGUUCUGAAGCAGGGCAAGGAACUAGGCUUUAAAUAUCCUUUUGAAGCUGGCAUUUGGUAUCCUGGCGGGGAAAUAACUACCAAUAAAAUCGUUCAUACACUUACCGUGAUUUUUUGCCAUUGGCUUCCUGCAUACUUCAUCGAUUUCCUCAUGUUUUUGCUCGGACAGAAGAGAUUCAUGGUGAGAAUUCAGACACGAAUUUCUGAUGGUCUUGAGGUUCUGCAAUUCUUCACAACGAGACAAUGGGACUUCCGAUCGGAAAACUUCAAAGGCCUGUUCGGAAAAUUAAACUCAGUGGACGAAAAGAUUUUUACAAUGGAUACGGUUUCUAUAGAUAACGUGGAAUACCUCAAGAAAGUAAUCUUAGGCGGAAGGCAGUACUGCUUGAAGGAACCGCUUACAACUCUUCCUAAAGCCAGGAUGCAGCUGAAAGUUUUGUACGUAUUGGAUGUUACAGCGAAAUUCGUAUUGGGCGGUUUACUCAUCUGGUACCUCCUUUCUGUAUUCAAUCUCAAGGAACCUCUCUUCAGUCUCUUUGAGAGGAAAGAAAUCUCCAUUUUAGCUGAUUAAGAAUAGAAAAGUAUAAAAUUAUGCAAUAAAAGAAAACAGAGUCGAAACAGGUAAAUAAGAAAAAAAAUUGUGGUUUAUAAUUUAGAAAAAGUAUUGGCAAAUGAGGAAUUUAUAUUAUUUUAUUACUGUUUGUUGGUAUUAUCAAUUUUAAUGUAAAAUAGUUGCGAAAAUAACAAGUCCUGUGGCACAUGCAGUAUACUGUGAAUAAGUUUGAAUAAAAGCUUUUUGUACGUUA